Molecule: messenger RNA, 2621 nt
Organism: Leptopilina heterotoma
Lineage: Eukaryota; Metazoa; Arthropoda; Insecta; Hymenoptera; Figitidae
Product: G2/mitotic-specific cyclin-B
Exons: 5
Coding region: 138-1352 (404 amino acids)
Biological process (GO): regulation of cyclin-dependent protein serine/threonine kinase activity; mitotic cell cycle phase transition
Cellular component (GO): cyclin-dependent protein kinase holoenzyme complex; cytoplasm; nucleus
Molecular function (GO): cyclin-dependent protein serine/threonine kinase regulator activity
Source: RefSeq, a predicted model, not a curated record
CCAUUUAACAGUCAGCAACUAAACAAAUUCAAACAGAGACGUUAUUCAGAAGUCCGUUAAAUCAUUUGUUGCCUUCGGCUUCGUUUUAGGAACAUCUCCUUAAGCAGUUUUUGAUUGACCCAAGGAUAAAAAUUACAAUGGCAUUAAGAAAUCGAACUGCAGUUACGAAUAUCCUGAAUCAGGAGAACACGAAAAAUGCUAAAUCAACAGCACUUGGUGUACCAAAGCCAUCGAGAAGACCAGCUUUGGGUGAAAUAGGAAAUAAAGUAACAAUUCAUCGGGGUGUUGAUCCAAUUCACAAAUCAAGUUUAUUGCCUGCUAAUGGACAAAAGAAGCCAACAUUAAAGGAACAAUGCAAUAAAGAAACGGAGAAGGACAAAUUACCAGUUCAAGUUGUAAAACCAGUGGUAAAAACUGAUGUUAUCUCUGAAAUAAGAAAAGAAGUUGAAUUAAGAAAGGAAGUUGAAUCUUUUUCAUCUGACCUCUUAGAAGUUGAGGAUAUCGACGAGGAUGACAAAGAGAAUCCCAUUCUAGUGUCAAUUUACAGCAAUGAUAUUUAUGAUUAUCUUAGAAAAUUAGAAAGGGAAUAUCCUGUGAAGAAAGGUUUUUUGGCCGGACAGGAGGUUACGCCAAAAAUGAGGCUAGUUCUUGUUGACUGGCUUGUUGAAGUUCAUCAACAAUUUCGCUUGAUGCAAGAAACACUUUAUCUAACCACUUCUAUCAUCGAUCGCUUUUUGCAGGCGUUCUGCUCGAUAGAUAAAAAAAGAUUGCAAUUAGUAGGAGUCACUGCAAUGUUUAUAGCAAGCAAAUACGAAGAAAUGUACUCUCCAGACAUUAGUGAUUUUGUUUACAUCACUGAUAACGCAUACUCGAAAAUGGAAAUUCUUCAAAUGGAAAUGCUAAUUGUUAGAACGCUAAACUACUCCUUCGGAAAACCUCUCCCUCUUCAUUUUUUGAGGCGGUACAGCAAAGCUGGAAAGGCUCUUGGAAUUCAUCAUACGAUGGCUAAGUAUUUUUUGGAGCUGAGUAUUGUAAAUUAUGACACAAGUCACUACCAUCCUAGUUUAAUUGCAGCAGCUGCUAUUUAUCUGUCUUUCUUUGUUAUUGGAAAUGAAGAGUGCGACGAGGGAAAACAAAUUUGGACAUCAACAUUGAGGUAUUAUACAACAUACAAAAGGGAAGAGGUUUUGCCUGUGGUGCAUGAGAUUGCCUCAAUUGUAUUGGAAGCAGAAAAAAGCAAGUACCAAGCCGUGAGAAAGAAGUAUACAUUAACAAAACACAUGAGAGUAAGUUUACGAACAGAACUCAAAUCGCCAACAAUGAUUGCAUUGGCAAAGAAAAAGCAGGCUUGAAAGUGUAAUAUAUUUAUAAAUAUACAUAUUAAAUUGAGUUUAGUUUUUUUAAAAAAAAAUGAAGAAUAAGGGAUACGACAGAUAAACUCUUAUAUGAAUUUUAAAUAGGUAAUGUUCAAUACCUUAGUCAAUAUUUCACUGCAUGCAAAAUUGAACUAUUCACGAAAUUGUUUCGUUUAAAGAAACAAAAUUAUAUCGUGAAGAAAAUAAUUUUUUCUUUCCCCUAAUUGUAGUUUGUUAGAUAGAGAAACGGUGUAUUUAGAUUCCUACUUACAAUAGAAUUUUUCGGUAAUUUGACAUUUAGAAAAAAAAAACUGCGAAGCUGUUUACUUUUAAUUAUAUAAAUUUUUUCCAGCCUUAAUACAUCGACGAUUUUAAAAUUAUUUUUUAAAUAGCUAUUCUCAACCCUAUUUUUCAUACACUUUUUGCAAAAAAAAUGUUAAUGAAAGAAAAUCUAUGAAUUUCUGUUCUAAUGGAAAGUGUUUCUGUUAAGUUUCUUCUUAAGCGAAGAUAGCUUGAUUGCUUUUUUUAAAUAAUAUAACGUGCUUAUGAAAAGCAAAUAUGUGUGUUUGAGAAAGAAAAAGAAAAAAGUAAUUCGAUAGUCAUUAAUUAGAGUAUCUGGCGUUUUGACGUGAGACACAGUUUUUUUUCGUAUUUUUAAUUAUCUAAAUAUUAGAAAUAAUGACUUUAGUUUGCUAACGUCGGUGAUAUGAGGCUAGAGACUGAUCUAUCGAUGGAUUACCGAGUUUUAAAUUUCGACAAAACUAUUCUAUCUUAUUUUUUUUUAAUGAAUUUGGCACUAUUUGAAAGAAAAUAAACUUUCACUGUCGAUAGUUAACUCUCACUAGCCACAGCACGCAAUUUUUGUUUAUUUUAUUUUUAUAUAGAUAUAUAUUGUAUAUUGUCAAAAAAAAAAAAUAAUAAAUAGAUUUUAAGAAUGUGGCAAAUAUAUAUAUUGCACCUUGAAUAAAUUUAAAUGAAGCUAUGCCAUGCGUUGUACGCUUUAAAAAUUACAGAUGAAUUGAAAAUGACAAAAUGUAAAAUUAGAAAAGGCAUAGCAAAAAAAAAAAAAAAUUAAAAAAAAAUCUUAUGCUAAGGAAAAAAAGAGAAAAUAUUAAUAACGAGAGGAUAACUACAUGUAAAGCGUUUCUUUGAUUUUAUUCAUAGUCAAUUUUUCGUAAUACUAUCGACCGACUGACCUUUAUAAUAUUCUAGGUAUGAAAACUAUUUCGUCUGCCAUUUUGUAAAUAAAUUCAUCAUCUAUCAAAA